AGCAGGGGCAGGGGCAGCAGCAGCAGCAGCAGGGGCAGGAGGAGCAGCAGCAGCAGGGGCAGGAGGAGCAGCAGCAGCAGGAGGCAGAGGCCGGCGGCGGCGGGGAGGAGGCGGCGGUCGGCGGCGGCGGCGGGGGCCGCGCCAUGGCCCAGCAGCAGAUGAGCAGCUCGCAGAAGGCGCUGAUGCUGGAGCUGAAGUCGCUGCAGGAGGAGCCGGUCGAGGGCUUCCGCAUCACCCUGGUGGACGAGUCCGACCUCUACAACUGGGAGGUGGCGAUCUUCGGGCCGCCCAACACCCUCUACGAGGGGGGGUACUUCAAGGCUCACAUUAAGUUUCCUAUUGACUAUCCAUAUUCACCACCUACCUUCAGAUUCCUGACCAAAAUGUGGCACCCCAACAUUUAUGAGAACGGAGAUGUAUGUAUUUCAAUUCUUCACCCGCCUGUAGAUGACCCGCAAAGUGGAGAGCUGCCAUCUGAGAGGUGGAACCCUACCCAAAAUGUCAGGACUAUCUUACUGAGUGUAAUCUCUCUGCUUAAUGAGCCCAACACAUUCUCUCCUGCCAAUGUGGAUGCAUCAGUCAUGUUCAGGAAAUGGAGGGACAGUAAAGGAAAAGACAAGGAGUAUGCUGAAAUCAUAAGGAAACAGGUUUUGGCUACCAAAGCCGAGGCAGAGAAGGAUGGCGUGAAGGUCCCCACUACGCUGGCAGAGUACUGCAUCAAAACUAAAGUGCCUUCCAAUGACAACAGUUCGGAUUUGCUUUACGACGACUUGUACGAUGAUGACAUUGAUGAUGAAGACGAGGAGGAGGAGGAUGCCGACUGUUACGAUGACGACGAUUCUGGCAAUGAGGAGUCGUGACCUGCUCCCUCUAUGCCCCUGUACUGCCCUGCCGACUCAGGCCAGAAGGGAGCAGCGGUAACCUAGCAGCAGUCCAGCAAAAAAAGUGUGGGGGGGGGAUCAAAAAACUUUUGUCUCCUGCUGUCUCCUGUUGUAUGGAUCUGUUUGCUCCUUUUUUAUGGACCUCUUAGAGACCCUCCACAGAAUGUCUGAAUUCUUGCAUUCUUAACCCUUUCAUCACUGUAUUAUGAUUUCUUUUUAAAAAAGAAACUCCCCUUUUCACUUCUCUACGAAACGCUCACAGCGAAACAGGUUUGCUCGCGUUUAGGUUCUUGAAUUCAAUACAGUCUUGCAUUGAGAUGUUUAAUGUAUUUAAAGCUGGAACAAACCCAUUGGAAGCUGGGUUUUUGGGAGCUCAAGUGCUGCAUUUACUGGGAAGAAAAAAAUCCACACAAAGCAAAUUGCCAAGGUUUAGCUGCUCCAUUUACAAUAAUAGCGUGUGUACAUUCGUUUAGCCUUGUGGUGGUGGCUUUUCCUUUUUAAGGUGUGGGGCGGAGAGUGUAAAGCUACUGUGUGUUGAGCUUGAUGGGAUGUAACUGAAAGGUACAGUAUUCCUUUUCAGCCUGCUCAAGUUAGGAAAUAGCUGGCCCCUGGAGCCCCAGUGGGCACAAUCAGCUUUGUCUCUGAAAAAGGCUUGUGAUAUGAACCCUAAAAUAAACACGUAACACUUCACGUCUGUACAAC
Cygnus atratus (black swan) is the source of this 1583-nucleotide messenger RNA. RefSeq names its product ubiquitin conjugating enzyme E2 R2 (gene UBE2R2). The record is from RefSeq and is a predicted model, not a curated record. Gene Ontology annotation, biological process: ubiquitin-dependent protein catabolic process; protein polyubiquitination. The coding region runs from base 144 to 860 and encodes 238 amino acids. NCBI's taxonomy places the organism in Eukaryota, Metazoa, Chordata, Aves, Anseriformes, Anatidae. The transcript has 5 exons. Gene Ontology annotation, molecular function: ubiquitin conjugating enzyme activity.